Penicillium subrubescens is the source of this 1458-nucleotide messenger RNA. RefSeq names its product ATP-dependent RNA helicase DBP5 (gene dbp5). Gene Ontology annotation, cellular component: nucleus; cytoplasmic stress granule. The record is from RefSeq and is a predicted model, not a curated record. Gene Ontology annotation, biological process: poly(A)+ mRNA export from nucleus. NCBI's taxonomy places the organism in Eukaryota, Fungi, Ascomycota, Eurotiomycetes, Eurotiales, Aspergillaceae. Gene Ontology annotation, molecular function: RNA helicase activity; ATP binding; RNA binding. The transcript is spliced from 4 exons. The coding region runs from base 1 to 1458 and encodes 485 amino acids.
AUGUCCGCUGAGAACAAUGAGACCGGCGGCUCUUUGGCCGACCGCAUCACCAAGCCAGAUGAGCCUUCUCAGCCCACCACAACCACGGAAUCCACCGAGAAGCAGACCGAUGAUGGUGCCGGAACUGCACUCCAGGGAUCAUCCCUCCAGGAGCCCGACUACCAGGUCGAGGUCAAGCUCAGCGACCUGCAGGCGGACCCGAACAACCCCCUGUUCUCUGUCAAGAGCUUCGAGGACCUUGGACUUGACCCCCGGAUCCUCAAGGGUCUCUCCGCCAUGAACUUCCGCAAGCCUUCCAAAGUGCAAGAGCGUGCGCUCCCGCUGUUGAUGCACAAUCCCCCCAAGAACCUUGUGGGACAGUCCCAAUCCGGAACUGGAAAGACUGCUGCCUUCGUCCUGAACGUUCUGAGCCGUGUCGACCUUUCCACAGAAGAAAUGCGGGCCACUCCUCAAGCCCUGAUCCUCGCUCCAACCCGUGAGCUGGCUCGUCAGAUUGUCGGUGUCGUGCACUCGAUGGGUCAAUUCCUUGACGGCCUCAGCAUUGGAACUGCAGUUCCCGCCGAUGCUUCCGCUCGGCCCAACCGGAUGACCGCCUCUGUCGUUGUUGGAACUCCCGGUACCGUACAGGAUAUGAUCAAGAGACGCAUCCUGAACCCCACCCGCCUCCAGGUGCUGGUUCUGGAUGAGGCCGACAACAUGCUUGAUCAGCAGGGUCUUGGAGACCAGUGUAUCCGCGUCAAGUCGAUGCUCCCUCGCACUAUCCAAGUCGUCCUCUUCUCCGCCACGUUCCCGGCCCACGUUCACCGCUAUGCUGCCAAGUUUGCCCCAGACGCAAAUGAGAUCACCCUUCAUCACGAGGAGUUGACUGUUGAGGGUAUCAAGCAACUGUACAUGGAUUGCAGCAACGAUGAGGAGAAGUACAGCAACCUCGUCCAGCUCUACGGCUUGCUGACUGUUGGCUCAUCCAUCAUCUUCGUCCGGACUCGUGCUUCCGCCGUUGAGAUUGAGAAGCGCAUGACCGCCGAAGGACACACAGUCGCUUCCCUCACUGGUGGUAUUGAGGGCUCCCAGCGUGAUGCCGUCAUCGAUGCCUUCCGCAAUGGCGAGGCCAAGGUUCUCAUCACGACCAACGUCCUUGCCCGUGGAAUUGACGUUUCUACCGUUUCCCUUGUUGUCAACUACGACAUCCCAGAGGUCUCUGGUCCUAACCGCAAGCGUGAGCCCGACUACCAAACAUACCUCCACCGUAUCGGUCGUACUGGUCGAUUCGGCCGUAUCGGUGUUGCCAUCUCCUUUGUGUCCAACCGGGAGGAGUGGGACAUGCUCCGCCAGAUCCAGCAGCACUUCACCUGCCAGAUCGAGCGCAUUGACACCAGCGAUUGGGAUGAGGUCGAGCGGAUCAUCAAGCGGACGAUCAAGAACUCUCGUGCCCAGGCUCAGUUCGCCCAGAACCAGUGA